GGCUGUUGUAUCAAUCGUUUCCUUUUAUUUUCUUUCAAUUGAUAAAAUAAUACAUCCAAUUCGCCUCUCUUAGUUUUGAUCUUCUUUAAAAGUUUUCUUUAAAAUGAACAACAGCCCUUUCAGCUUUGAUUCUAUUAGCAGGUCAAUCCAAGGGAUUGGUACCCAGGUACAAGGUUUUGGUUCUCAAGUUAUACCAUCUGUUAAGAGAACUCAGAGAUUAAUUGAGGAAAAGUUGGGUAAUGUUAACGAUGUAUCUCAAUUACCACAAGACUACGUUGAUUUGGAGAAGAAAAUUGAUUCAAUAAAAUUGAUCUACAACAAGUUGUUAAAUAUCACCAUGAUAUACGAAAAUGAAAAUUAUGAUUAUCCUCCUAAUUUGAAAGAGAAUUUUAUUGAUUUGUCUAAUAAUGUGGUCGAAAAAGUAAGAGAUUUAUCAAAAGUCACCUCUGUUCAAGAAAUGGAAUCGGUUUUAAUUGGUGGAAAUUCCAAUCAAAACAAAGCUCCUCCAAAAACUUUGAAUCAUGCUUUAGGUAGAGCUGCUAUUACUGGCUCCCAAGAUUUGCAAAAAAAUACCUCUGCUAAUAAUUCCACAUUUAAUUUAUCACUCAUUGAUGCCCUUAAUAAAUUCGGUUCUACUGAAUUAAAAAUUGGUGAAGCCAGAUUAACUCAAGAUAAUUUGAUCAGAUCCCGUUUUAAUCUACCAAUGCAAAAGACCUUAAAGACUUCUUUAAAGAAUUGUCAAAGAGCAAGAAUUUUGGUUGAACAAAAAAGAUUAAGCUAUGAUUCUGCAAGAUCUUCUUUAAAAAAUUGUAAAAAUCCUGCAAAAGAACAAAGUUUAAGAAGUCAAAUGGAGACUCUUGAGGAUGAAUUUGCUUCUGCCACUGAAGAUGCUGUAUCAAUUAUGAAAUCUGUUAUUGAGAAUUCUCAACCCUUAAAUGAACUUAUAGAAUUAGUCAAUGCCCAAUUAAUUUACCAUCAGCAAGCCACAAAUUUAUUAUCUUCUUUACUACCUGAAAUUAAAAACUUGAAUGAAAUUUCAAUCAAGAACAAAUCUUCUGCUUUUGGUCCUGACGAUGAUGAUGAUAAUUUAAAUAUCUAAUUAAAAUAAUUUUUAGAUAUUUUACCAGUUCAAUGAAUUGUUACUGGGUAGUUUUCAAACAUUUUUUUAUUUUUCUGUUUCUAUUUUUGUUUCCAGUUUCUCCUGAAAUUCCUUAUUUACAUUCUUUUAGAUUUUAUUUUGCCUUGCCUUUUUUUUUUCAAUUUUUUUUUACCUUUUACUUUAUAC
This is a messenger RNA of Ascoidea rubescens DSM 1968, 1285 nucleotides long. RefSeq names its product Gvp36p (gene GVP36). Gene Ontology annotation, cellular component: cytoplasm. The transcript has a single exon. Gene Ontology annotation, molecular function: protein binding. The record is from RefSeq and is a predicted model, not a curated record. Bases 104 to 1099 code for a protein of 331 amino acids. NCBI's taxonomy places the organism in Eukaryota, Fungi, Ascomycota, Saccharomycetes, Ascoideales, Ascoideaceae.